UUUAAUUCCUUUUCGACGAAGAGAAGCAGAGCGCGAAGGAUUCUGGGUAGGACAUCCUUCGGUCAGCCAUAUUGCGGUGUUGUGUGUGUGUGAAGGAGAUAGAAGAUGAGGGGCAUCCGCGGAAUAAACCAGUUAUCGAGGAGGCUUUAUGCAGCCCAGGCUGCCCGUAAGGUGGAUGUUGCGGCAGCCGUGGAGCCAGUAAAGUUUCUGCCACAGGAAGUGCAGGUUACAAAAUUGCCUAGUGGGUUAGUAAUUGCUUCCUUGGAAAACUAUUCUCCUGCUUCUCGGAUUGGUGUGCUCGUCAGGGCCGGAAGCCGAUAUGAGUCCAUGGACAACCUCGGUGUCACACACGUGCUCCGUCUGGCUGCCAGUCUGACAACCAAGGGAGCAUCAGCCUUCAAGAUCUGCCGCGGUGUUGAGGCUGUAGGCGGAAGCUUAGGUGUGUCAAGCUCCAGGGAAACCAUGGCUUACACUGUAGACUGCCUGAGAGAUCAUAUUGACACUGUCAUGGAGUAUCUGAUCAAUGUGACCACUGCACCAGAGUUUCGGUCAUGGGAAGUGUCAGACCUGACUGCCAGUGUGAAACUGGAUAAGGAACUUGCCAAGCAGAGUCCGCAAAUUGGUGUCAUUGAGAAUUUGCAUGCUGCAGCUUAUAAGAAUGCCCUGUCCAAUUCCUUGUACUGUCCAGACUACAUGCUCGGCCAAAUCACCGCAGAUCAGAUGCACAGCUUUGUUCAGAACAACUUCACAAGCGCAAGAAUGGCCCUCGUUGGUCUCGGUGUGGAUCAUGCUGUGCUUAAGCAGGUUGGGGAGCAAUUCCUGAACAUCCGCAGCGGAACAGGCACUCUUGGUUCCAAAGCCGUGUACCGUGGAGGUGAGUUGAGGCAUCAGUCGGGAGGAGGACUGGUUCAUGCCGUCAUAGCGAGCGAAAGUGCAAGUGCUACAUCAGCUGAGGCCACAGCAUUCAGCAUACUGCAGCAUGUGCUUGGAGCAGGACCUCGAGUCAAGAGAGGCUCCAACACUACAAGCAAACUGAGUCAGGCCAUCUCGAAGGUCACUGCUCAACCCUUCGAUGCGUCUGCCUUCAGUGCCAACUACACUGAUUCUGGUCUGUUUGGAGUUUACACCAUCUGCCAGGCUAACGCUGCCAAAGAUGUAAUCAGAGCAGCAGUCGGUCAAGUCAAUGACAUUGCACAAGGAAACCUUGCAGCAGCUGACCUCAGCAGGGCUAAGAAUCAGUUGACGGCUGAGUACCUGAUGUCCAUUGAGAAUUCUGAGGGCUUAAUGGAAGCUAUUGGUUCACAAGUGCUUUCAGAGGGUACCUACCAUUCCCCUGAGGCUGUGUCCCAGAAAAUCAAUGCUGUAUCUUCAGCUGAUGUUGUCAACGUUGCAAAAAAAUUCAUGUCUGGCAAAAAGACUAUGGCCUCCAGUGGACACUUGGUCAACACACCUUUUGUUGAUGAAAUCUGAUGGGCACACAUCAUCACUCACACAUUUUAUCUUUCUAGAGUGUUGACCUCUUCAUUUCAUUAUAAUGAAAUAAUGACAUUUUCAUGAUAUCUAUAUUGUUCCUGUCCCAAUCAAUAAAAUAAACAUAAUAAUAAAGUUGUCAUCAAAAGUUUGUCUUGAUAUUUGUAAAAUUAUAUAAAGUGAAUUAAUCUCAAGAGAAGAACUCAACACUUGUCCAUUUGAAAUGUAUAGAUGUAAAUGAAUAAAGUAUCUUACCAACACCAACAAA
Molecule: messenger RNA, 1738 nt
Organism: Carassius auratus (goldfish)
Lineage: Eukaryota; Metazoa; Chordata; Actinopteri; Cypriniformes; Cyprinidae
Gene: uqcrc2b
Product: ubiquinol-cytochrome c reductase core protein 2b
Exons: 14
Coding region: 106-1470 (454 amino acids)
Biological process (GO): proteolysis
Cellular component (GO): mitochondrion
Molecular function (GO): metalloendopeptidase activity; metal ion binding
Source: RefSeq, a predicted model, not a curated record